AUGACGAGCCGGUGGCACCAGUACAAGGCCGCCACCGACGCCGUCGUCUCGUGGCUUCAGCGUGUGACGUCGACGGCAACAACGAAGAAGAAGAAGCAGAAGGCGACGACGACGCCCGGGGCAUGGACAACGAAACAGAUCUGGGCCGCCGCUCUCGACGUCGCCGACAAAGGGCUGCUCGUGCCGGCGCACAUCUGGACGGAGCUCUCGACGAGUAUUCGUCUGCGCUGGAUGGCAACACGGUCGCUACCGCCCGACGCUGGCCACAUGCACUUUCUCGACUUGCUGCGCGCGAUUCGAUCCAAGCUCGCGCCGCGACGACCGCCGACUGCAACUCGGCGCACGACGGCGGCAGAAGGUGGCCUCUCGAACCCGUUCAAGGUUCUUGCAGACGAAGACGACGAGGACGAUGACAUGCCGCAUUUUGAUGCGACGGCGUACUCACCUCCAGUGCAGACGUUGCCCGCGGAUGCACGAGUGGCGCAACUUGCCGACGAUCAGUUUCGCGCAACAUGCUUCGUGCUGGACAUGGAUGAGCUCAUGGGCGAGGUGCAUGCUGUCUGGGCGGCCUUCAAGCAAGGCGAGACGACGCUCUUGGCGGCGACCGCCGUUACCAACCACUGCGUCCGCGUCGUCGAGUCCCUUGCGUCCGAGCUUUGUUUGGAGCUUCCGUACCUCAAGACGCUCGGCGACGUUGGUGUUCUUCUUGGAAAAACGCCACUCGCCGCUUUCCUCUUGAGCCACUCGGAUCUCAGCAUGGGCGACACCGUCGACUGGUGCUUGCGCGCGGACGACCACCGCAUUCCGCUCGAUGACCUCGUCGCCACGAUGGCACACACGCUUGGUCUGCCAGAGGAUCGUGCUUCGUUGCUGCAGCUCGCGUAUAUAGCCGCGCUACGCAGCGACUGGACGCAGAAUACGCGGCAUUUUGGCGGCGACAACCAUCUCGGCAAGGUCUACAACCUUCUGGCUAUGGUCGCACCGAUCCUGCAGCCGGGAACACGCAUCGCGGUGACCUCUCGCGUGGCGUGGGACGAGGCCACGGCGCCUGCCACGUCCACCAAAGGGCUGCAUGACAUGCUGUUCUUCGACGUCCUCGUCCCGCUGCUCACGAUCGCCAUGCGGCAGACGUCGGACAAGAACGAUGGCCGCUACGGCAAGUGCACCGGGGCGACACUGCGGCCGUACGUCACGCUUUUGCGCGCGUAUGGCAAGACCAAGGUGGCGUCGACAGAGCUCGUGUUUGCCACACAGUGCCUGCUUGUCUCGAUACUCGCCGUACAAGGGCCGCCAGAGGACGCUAUCACGUGCGCAUCGGUGGCCGCGUCGACCGUCGUGGCGCUCAAGCAGUCGUAUCGCCACGUCCUUCUCGGCUUGCAGCGCCCCAACCUCAUCACCGAGCACAAGCGUGUGUUCGACGCGGACGCCGAGACGCUCCGAUUUGCUCUGUGGGCAGCGACCAAGGACGACGAGUCGUCGGCGGUCGCUCGCACCCGAGCGUGGCUGAACCCGUGGAUGGCCGGGCAGUGGAUGCUCGACGUGGUGAUCUCGGCGCAUCUUGCGCUCGGCUACCGGGCCAUGGACGACAUGCGCCAAACGACCGUCGUCCUGCAUGCGUACAACGCCCUGCGCAUCGUCGGCCGCAUGCCUUCGAUCCCAGCGCUGGAAGCGAUCUCGGACCUCUGCACUCGCGGGUCGCAGUUCUGGGUCGGCGGUCGCCCGAGUGCGCGCGGUGGCUUUGCGACGGCGUUCAAGCUCUCAAUCGGUGCAGCGACGAUCCACAACGCUGGCGAGGUGUGGGCUCGAGAUGCGGGCGCUGCCAAGCAGCGGUACCACGACCAGAAAGACCGCCGCAGCAAGCUUCAGAAGGCGUAUGGCGUGGCGCAGACGCGCGCCGUCAAGCGCCUGACCAUAACGACAAAGCUCAGUCGGUCGUUGCGCCUCCUCUUCAGCGUCGAAGAGCCGACUGACCUCGCCGAUCUCCGGCGCACGCUGGAUGCCGAGUGGCAUGCGUUUUUGCACCUUGACCUCGUGCAUGUCGGCAACGUCUUGCGCCAUAUCUGGUUUGGGCUCCAGCGUCGCUUCGGCGGCCUCGUGGAGCCGGUGGCGGCCAACGACGUCUUCUCCAAGGCGACGGUGACCGCCGCGAUGGAUGGUAUGACCGCGCUUAUGGACACGUGCGACGCCGGUGCUGAUGACCUUUGCGUGAUCGACGCUUUUGUGGCAGCGAUCCACGAGCUCACCGACCAAUUCCAGCAGGACUCAGCAGCCCAAUGCAACCCAAUCCUCCCAUUCUAGUCCGC
Saprolegnia diclina VS20 is the source of this 2303-nucleotide messenger RNA. RefSeq lists its product as hypothetical. Lineage: Eukaryota; Oomycota; Saprolegniomycetes; Saprolegniales; Saprolegniaceae. Bases 1 to 2298 code for a protein of 765 amino acids. The transcript has a single exon. The record is from RefSeq and is a predicted model, not a curated record.